AUCAACUCCACAAAUAUACGUAAAGUCAAACUAAAUAAGAAGACAAGUGGAUACUUGCCAACCUGGAACACGAACGUGACAAUAGUUGCAGUUGUUACAGAUCAGGAUUCCAGAACAACCUCAGAAAACAUAGCAAGUUUCGAACAGCUGUACCAUCUAGAGGCAGGUGCCAGCAGCUCUUCCAAAUCGGUUUACCCUAUAACCUUCCAUAACAGAACAACACUAAAUAUCGUCGUUAAAGUGUGGCAGACCACAUCCACACUUUGUCCUCCUUCAACAACAAGGUAUUUUACAUGUGAUUCGAAAACUGGAGCGCUGUCCUGUAAGAAGCCGGGUCCUGCUGUACUGCGGCUUGAUUCCACUGUACCGGUGGCAAAUCGUGGUCAAUUUCAAACAGGACUGAUGACUCUUGCGAACGCAAAUUUAUGCACCAAUUCCAUGAAAUAUAGAAACACAAACCGGUGGAGAUCAUCUGGGGGAAAGCAGACGUUCUGGUUUAAUUCAUACUGUAAUGCGGUAUCAAUACCAGCAAUCAAGAUACAGGCCAUGCUGGCCACGGCAAACACAGCAUCAUUAUCAAAGUUGAUGAAACCUCAAAUUGGACAAGUUCAAGCCGUUUCCUCACAUCCGAGUCCGAACGUGUUCAUGGCCGUACGUGUAAUGUCCUACGUCAACCACGACGGCUCGUCCAGGGGAUCAGGAAGUAACCGGAAGUGCUGUGACACCAAUGUACGUGUUGGACACUGCAGCAGUUCCGACAAAUGUGAUCCAGUGUUCCGUAUCUGUAUUGGAGGAAGUUCUCAUUCCCCGUGCAUCACAACACCAAAAACUACAAACGCCAACACGAUAGAGACAUGCGGAGACAUCAAUGCUGAUGACAGCACGACCAUCAGGCCGAUAAAUCCGAUAGUGGCACGUCUGGCCUGGACUCAAUGGGGCAGGACAACCGUGUUUGUAGAGAUACAAGAUGAUGACAAUCAUCAUCAUGACGUCAUAGAUCAGCUUACAACGUCUCAUGAUAUAACACCUAGUCCGUCCCUGGCCAAGGCGACCCCCACAGUCAUAGCCUUGCAUAACGUAGUCAGUGUUACCUUAGAACUUUUGGUAUGGUGCAUGCCUGAUAUGUAUGGCAGUAACUGUGACGUACGUUGUGUGGAAAAUCCCAGGAUGCAUUGCAAUAAAACAACAGGACAGCCGUUUUGUAAACAGGGUUGGACUGGUGCGACCUGCACGUCCUGUAGCCAGUCAUUGUGCCACAACCACGGAAACUGUACUGCAGGACAUAACGGACAGACUACGUGUGUCUGUACUCAGGGCUGGACGGGACAACAGUGUGAGCAGGACAUCAAUGAGUGUCAUAACAGUAACUCAUGUCAUCACGGUGGGGUGUGUAAUAACACAGCUGGAUCCUUCAGCUGUAAAUGUACCGAUGGUUGGCAUGGACAUGCGUGUUCUGAUGACGUCAACGAAUGUACUACACUACACCCAUGUACACACGGCGUGUGCAGUAAUACACCGGGAGGGUACACGUGUUCUUGUCCACUUUACUGGACAGGACAGAACUGUUCAUCUGUGCUCGAUAGAUGUCAACCUAAAAACCCGUGUGAAAAUGGAGGCACGUGUACCAAUGCACCCACUGACUUUAACUGUUCCUGCACUGCGGGUUGGAAAGGUGCAAACUGUUCAACGGAACUUGACGAGUGCCACACCGAAAGAAAUCCUUGUCUUAAUGGAGGUACCUGUGUUAACACGAGAGGCUACUUCAAAUGUAUUUGUCCAUCAGGAUGGACGGGACCUAUUUGUACGAUAGAUAUCAAUGAGUGUAAUAGUAGAACAAAUGCUCCUUGUCAAAAUGGUGGAACUUGCAAAAACACUCCCGGUCACUACACGUGUUUGUGUCCUCGUGCAUGGUCCGGACAUUUGUGCGAAAUGGAUGUUGACGAAUGUAAGAUUUCAACACCGUGUCUCCAUGGCGGAACCUGCCGGAAUAUAAACGGAUCCUUCAAUUGUCUGUGUCCUACCAGUUGGUCGGGAAAUAUGUGUCAAAAAGUCAGAAAUGAAUGCAGUGAUACGUUGUUGUGUAAACAUGGCGGAACAUGUCUUAACACAGUCGGAAGUUUCUCAUGCUCGUGUAUACUGGGUUGGUCGGGGCGCACCUGCGAUAGUGACGUUAAUGAAUGCAUGCCUCAGAACCCAUGUUCUAAUGGGGGCACCUGUCAGAACAUGAACGGGAGUUUCCAUUGUCAAUGUCCGAGAGGAUGGUCGGGGCACACGUGUGACGAUGACAUCGACGAAUGUAUUACGUUGUCUCCAUGUUCUCAUGCUGGAACUUGUAAAAAUAAAAACGGGAGUUUCAGUUGUCAUUGUUCUCGUGGUUGGACUGGACCUACAUGUGAAAAAGACGUCGAUGAAUGCAAAACUGCAAACCUAUGUCGACAUGGCGGAACCUGUUUAAACACAAACGGAAGUUUCAGCUGUCACUGUCCUAAAGGAUGGACGGGAAGUUCUUGUGAAACGGAUAUAAAUGAAUGUAAGUCUUCAAAUCAGUGUCAACAUGGAGGAACGUGUUUGAACACAAACGGAAGUUUCAGAUGUCAUUGUCCUAAGGGAUGGACGGGAAGCUCUUGUGAAAGCGACAUCAAUGAAUGUAAGUCUUUAAAUCUAUGUCGACAUGAUGGAACUUGUCGCAAUACGAACGGAAGCUACAUAUGUCUUUGUAGACCCCACUGGACCGGAAGUAAUUGUGAGAACGAUGUUAACGAAUGUGAAGCGUCAAAUCCUUGUACGCACGGAGGCAGCUGUCUAAAUAGUAACGGCAGCUUUUCGUGUGUUUGUCCUCAUACAUGGACAGGGAAGUUAUGCGAUACGGAUGUUAACGAAUGCAACUUAACAGAUACGUGUCUUAAUGGAGGAGCUUGUAAGAACAUAGAAGGCUCUUUCAAGUGUGAAUGUGCUGUAGGAUGGUCAGGAUCACAAUGCCAAACAGACAACGACGAAUGCAAAAUCUUUGGAAUCUGUAACAAUUAUGGGACGUGUCAAAAUACAAAUGGAAGCUUUGUCUGUCUUUGCAAUAACGGUUGGAGUGGUAACACGUGUCAAACAGACAUAAACGAAUGUCUUAUUUCCUCUCCCUGCUUAAAUGGUGGAAACUGUUACAAUACAAACGGUUCCUUUGACUGUGAAUGUGUAAGUGGUUGGUCAGGAUCUACCUGUGAGAAAGACGUAGAUGAAUGUGAAGACGGUGACGCUUGUCAACAUAAUGGAACAUGCAACAAUGCAAUCGGAAGUUUCAGCUGUCAGUGUCGAAGGGGUUGGAUGGGAGCUACAUGCAAUACGGACAUAGACGAAUGUAAUUUGCCGACCCCAUGUCUUUAUGGAGGGACAUGUCGCAAUACGAACGGAAGUUACACGUGUAUGUGUAGUCCUCACUGGACCGGAAGUAAAUGUGAGACCGAUGUUAACGAAUGUGAGGAAUCAAACCCUUGUAGGCACGGAGGCACCUGUCUAAACAGUAACGGCAGUUUUUCAUGUGUUUGCCCUCAUGCAUGGACAGGGAAGUUAUGCGAUACGGAUGUUAACGAAUGCAACUUUACAGAUACGUGUCUAAACGGGGGCAUUUGUUACAACGCAAAUGGUUCAUUUACGUGCGAAUGUGUUGUAGGGUGGUCGGGAUCACAAUGCCAAACAGACAACGACGAAUGCAAAAUCAGUGGGAUUUGUAACAGAAAUGGGACGUGUCAAAAUACAAAUGGAAGCUUUGUCUGUGAUUGUUAUAACGGUUGGAGUGGUGACACGUGUCAAACAGACAUAAACGAAUGUCUUAUUUCCUCUCCCUGCUUAAAUGGUGGAAACUGUUACAAUACAAACGGCUCCUUUUCCUGUGAAUGUGUAAGUGGUUGGUCAGGGUCUACUUGUGAGGAAGACGUAGAUGAAUGUGAAGACGGUUUUAAAUGCCAACACAAUGGAACGUGUCAUAAUACAAACGGAAGCUUUGUAUGUGACUGUCCAAGUACCUGGACUGGACAAAAAUGUGAGAAUGACGUGAACGAAUGUCACGCGACUCCGUCUGUGUGUCAUCAUGGAGGAAUGUGUUUUAACAUGAACGGCUCGUUUAAUUGCGAGUGUGCUACUGGUUGGUCAGGGAUGAACUGCGAAAACGACAACAAUGAAUGUACAUUCGAAGGCAUUUGUCGACACGGCGGAUCCUGCCAGAAUACAAUCGGAUCGUACCGGUGCGCAUGUAGCAGCGGAUGGACAGGAUUAACUUGUGCAAACGAUAUAGAUGAAUGCAAAAUCAGUCAUCCCUGUAAAAAUGGCGGAGUAUGUAGGAACAUUAAUGGAUCUUACAUUUGUACUUGUUUAGGUGGUUGGAGUGGGGAACACUGUGAAAACGACAUUGAUGAGUGCAACAUGACAACGCAUUGCUACAAUAACGGCACGUGUUACAACACGUUAGGCUCUUACACAUGUAAUUGUACUAUCGGUUGGACGGGGACGUCUUGUGUCCAUGAUAUAGAUGAGUGUGCGACAAUAGACCCAUGCCAACAUGAAGGUGUAUGUCAUAACACCAACGGGUCGUACACGUGCCUGUGCGCUGCUGGUUGGAAAGGAGAUAACUGCACUAUCGACGUAGAUGAAUGCGAGAUUCACGGUCAAUGUGGCCAUGGAGGGAUCUGCCACAACCGCAAAGGUAGUUAUACAUGUUCGUGUUCACAUGGAUGGAGAGGCCAGAACUGCACAGAAGACAUAAACGAAUGCAUCAUGUUCCAUCCUUGUGAGAAUAAUGGAUCGUGCACAAACGUUGGCGGAGGUUACAAGUGCUCGUGUAUAGCCGGCUGGAAAGGCACUAACUGUACAAAAGAUAUUGACGAAUGCAAAGACACAAUGCCUUGUCUUCAUAACGGUACAUGCAUAAACGGUAGAGGAUAUUAUCAGUGCCACUGUCCGGAGGGAUGGUCGGGAGACAACUGUUCUUCUGAUGUUGAUGAGUGCCUAUUGUCAACAACUUGCUCAAAUAACGGAACAUGUCAAAAUACGAAUGGUAGUUAUAAGUGUAUCUGUCCACCAGGGUGGUCCGGAUACGAUUGUUCUAGUGACGUAAACGAAUGUGGUAUAGAACCAAAUAUUUGCGGAAACGGAAAGUGUACCAACGUAAACGGUUCGUUUAUGUGUAAAUGCUAUACAGGAUGGAUCGGACACAGCUGUUCCAACGACAUCGAUGAAUGUACCCAAGUGCCGUGUAGAAACAACGGGACAUGUGUGAAUACUCCCGGAAAUUAUUCCUGUUCCUGUUCCCAGGGUUGGCAUGGCCGUGAUUGUGACGCUGACAUUAACGAAUGUUCUGAAAGAAUUUGUCUCCAUGGUGGAAACUGUGCCAAUUUUAAUGGUGGAUACUCUUGUAAAUGUGUAAAUGGUUGGCACGGUCACAAUUGUGAAGUAGAAAAGUCAGAAACGACAACAAGCGUAAUGCACUCAAUAAUUACAGAAAUGGAAAAUUCAAGUAAACCAACUGUUACAAAAGCAGUCACUGCUUUGUCAGAAAAAGUAACAAUAAACAGUGCGGAUACUUCGGCAUACCAGGAAACAGUGACUUCGUCAUCAACAGCCCCAGGCACCAUAGCAUCAUCAGUAAAACAUCAAAGAUCAACUGAUACGACUCAAACGUCUAUUAAAUCAAGUACUUUUGACUCAACCAUCUACCCAGUUUCCAGUUCAACAUCGUAUAAAGCAACUAACUCCGGUUUAACAUCACGCGAAUCAACAUCCGGAUCAACGAAACAUGGAUCAACGACUAUAACUGCAACGUCCAACAACCCAACAACCUCUGGAUCAACGACACAUAAAACAACAAGCGUCAGUGCAACUUCCAGCAAACCAACAACCUCUGGAUCAACGACGCAAAAAACAACAAGCUUCAGUACAACUUCCAACAAACCAAUAACCUCUGGAUCAACGAUACAUAAAACAACAAGCGUUAGUGCAACGUCAAACAACCCAACAACCUCUGGAUCAACGACACAUAAAACAACAAGCGUUAGUGCAACUUCCAACAAACCGAUACCAUUUAGUCGAACGUCGCAAAACCCAAUAACUUCUGUUAGAAGUACAGGUAAGGAAGCGACCGGUUCGAGUAACACAGCAUCGCAUACAGCAACUCCUACGUUCAUGAGGACAGAAGGUAGACAGGAUCCGGUCACAACAGCGCCAACCAGAAAGACAACUAUUUUCUCUGAUACGAAAGCGACCGAAAAUAACAAAGAAUACGUAUCACUGACGUUUGUGGGGAGUGGAAACGCUUCUGUGUCGGUGUUACUUACAGCAGGCGUGAAUGCUCUCGUUGGACGCAUCUGUGUACAUGGGACACCAAACAUUAAACAGAUACAUUACACUGGAGGUCAUGCUCGAUGUCAUAUAGAGUUUACUGCCACUUGUGGCGACCGACCUGUGGUCCAGACCCAGGUCGAUACCGCCAUUAACAUGGACGCUUCCGUACAGACAAUGUUUCCACUGCCUCUCCUUCAUACCAAAUCCCCGGAAACGCCUGCACCAGCCAAAAGCUGGUUUGUUAGCAAUUGGCCUGUGUUAGUCGGGGCUGGAGCUGGUGUCCUGGUCCUAAUGACAAUCAUUGUUAUUCUGUAUAAACGAAGCAGACACAGGAGAAGAGAAUCCACUGUGUUAGACGAUAGCAUUGGCUUAGAGAGACGCACCUCAACAAUAAAACUCAUGAACAACCCUGUGUAUGACACUUACACCACUAACGCGUAGCAUAAUAGGCCGGGCCUGGUAUAUCUAACAUAGGUGGAUAGGCCGGGCCCGGUUUUCUAGCCAGUCUGGUGUGGAUAGUAAUCUAACAUUUGGGGAUCACGUUGUCCAGGACACUAGCCAUGGUGAAUUUGUUGGACCAUAAGUCUUUCACAGGAAGAGCGAUACAGUGGUUGAGUUUCUUAUGACUGAUAAUUUAACCAAUUUUGUUAUAUACUUUAUACAUUUAUAUAUCCUUGAAAUAUGUUGCAGUGGAUUAAUUGCCAAAGACAAAUUUAACUGAAUACAAUGUACAAGCAAUGGCGAUAGACAUUAAAUCCGUAAAUGGUUGAUGGUGCUUUACGUUCUGUUAUGAAAAAAAUCUAGGAAGUGAAGUGAAGACGCACCUUUCUUCUAUAGGUCAAGUCAUCAAAGCGGUGAUUGUUUGGCUAUGCUCACCCUCUUGUUGGAAAUGUAAGUAGUAGUUUGUGAUAUAUUCCGAUAUUAGAUAUUUUGUUGUCAACUUUGUCCGUCCUUUUUGGAUUUUGUACGCGUGAGUCUUUUGUUUAAUGCAGGUGUAAUUGACGACGACGACGACGACGACGAUGAUGAUGAUGAUUUGUUUUGUGUGUGUGUGUGGAUUAGUGGUGCAUGUGUGUUCAUGUCUGUCAAAUCCUAGAAAAUAUUUGAAUGAAAUAUAUUAAAGUUUUAAAAAAGAAGAAAAAACAUGUUACGUUAUGCUACUACAGCGGUAUAUGAUCUGUUUCUACUGACUGUCUGUCUACAGCAUGUAUCUAUGAUGUAUUACGACGAUUAUUUAGAUGCAAAUGUGCUACUCAGUGUCAUGUGAAAUCCCAGGUAAAUAAGAAAAAUCAUACAUGUGCUCAAAUUGAUAUUAGGAACUAGUGAAUUUACAAAUGUAAGAGUGGUACGGAAAAUAAGGGGACGAGCGCAAGCCUCUGUCUAUAUAAUAUUUACCUCCACUCCGAGGGCUCCUCCCUGCUUGGGGUGGCGCCCAAUAGUGCUGACAUCACCAUCUCACGGGCUGGAGGUAAGGAUUACAUAGACAGUGACUUAAUCCCAUCCACUUAGUUCAUCUACUACUUGUAAGAAUCAAGAUGUCAAGUAUCAUGAUCAUAUUUGUGAAGAUAAUGAACUGUGAUCAAUGUGAACUAAAACAAGGAACACUUUAAUAAAAAAAAUGGUUGAUUGUUAUUGUUAUGUGAUUGUAAAAAUAAUCAACUUUAAUAAACAAGAACAUAUGUUACAGUCACAAUUAGAGUGAUUGGAAAGCUGGUUGGAGCUUGUGGUCGUUUUUUCAGUAUAU
Mizuhopecten yessoensis (Yesso scallop) is the source of this 8068-nucleotide messenger RNA. Its product is annotated as neurogenic locus notch homolog protein 1-like. Gene Ontology annotation, molecular function: calcium ion binding. The transcript is spliced from 14 exons. Lineage: Eukaryota; Metazoa; Mollusca; Bivalvia; Pectinida; Pectinidae. The record is from RefSeq and is a predicted model, not a curated record. Bases 403 to 6765 code for a protein of 2120 amino acids.